AUGUCUCGAAAACGCGCAUGUCAUUCACCUCCACCCGUGAUGCGGACGCGAAGUGUGCCGCAAGAUCUACCAAGCAACUACAAAUACAUUCCUGGAUUAUCCGACCGACAGCGGGUAGAUAUGGUGCUACAGCAGCUGCAUGAGCAGCAUCGCUGGGGCCUCAAAUCCUUCCAUUACCACCUGGUAACGGCGCAGCCUGAAGAGAAACAUGCCUGGUCAACUGAGUACCGGGCACGGAAGCUAUUUGAAGCCAUAUAUGAGCAAGAGGAGGUGAUGGCUGAACUGCACAAGGUCCCUGAGAAUGCUGAGUCAUUAAGGCACUCAAAGCUGGUCGGGCUCAUUCGCAAAGAGCUUGCCCAGUUUGAUAAACCUGAAGUUGGGCUUGGUCAAUUCGUCACAGAUGAGACAGUCGAUCAACUGCAUAUGCCUGAGAUGGCUUCACGUGUGCGAUCCACUGCUCCUACCUUAUGGGCUCUCCUUGUCUGUAUCAUGACACAGCAGCGUCCAAGUGCUCGUGAUACAUCUCAGGAGUAUCAGGGCAGUAUCUUUAUGAUUUGCACGAUGUUGGCCUCAGCCUUUGCUCCCCGGACCUGUAAUAAAUUCCUUGUCCUGCUUGGUCUCCAUUUACAUUCUAUGGGUGUGAAACGGCGUACGAUCAAUCUUCUUCAUGGCUUGGGGGUUACUCCUCAUUACACGACAAUCAUGAGUCGACGCAGUGAACUAGUUCAGUUAGGGAAGGUUGUCCAAUAA
Messenger RNA from Penicillium argentinense, 750 nucleotides. RefSeq lists its product as uncharacterized. The record is from RefSeq and is a predicted model, not a curated record. Bases 1 to 750 code for a protein of 249 amino acids. NCBI's taxonomy places the organism in Eukaryota, Fungi, Ascomycota, Eurotiomycetes, Eurotiales, Aspergillaceae. The transcript has a single exon.